Molecule: messenger RNA, 2205 nt
Organism: Stylonychia lemnae
Lineage: Eukaryota; Ciliophora; Spirotrichea; Sporadotrichida; Oxytrichidae
Source: the annotation of a GenBank genome assembly
AUGGAGUAUGCGAAUGGAGGUGAGCUGUUCGAUUACAUUGUGAAAAGAAAGAGACUUUAAGAUAAAGAGGCAUGCAAAUUCUAUUAAUAAUUACUGUCUGGGAUUGAAUAUCUCCAUAAAAUAAAAGUGUGUCAUCGUGAUUUAAAGCCAGAAAAUCUUUUACUAGACGAAAAUAAAAACAUUAAAAUUGUAGACUUUGGUUUGAGUAAUACCUAUAAAGUUGGCGAGACUUUGAAGACUGCUUGCGGUAGUCCAUGCUAUGCUGCUCCUGAAAUGAUAGCAGGAAAAAGGUAUCAUGGAUUGAAUGCAGAUAUAUGGAGUUCAGGUGUAAUCUUAUAUGCUAUGGCCUGUGGAUAUUUGCCGUUUGAAGAUCCAAACACAAAUAAGCUAUAUAAAAAAAUCUUGAGUUGCGAUUAUCUGAUUCCAGGAUUUAUAUCAGCAGGAUGUAAGGAUUUAAUUAAAAAGAUACUGAAUACUGACCCGAAUACUAGGCUUAAGACACAUGAAAUCAGAAGUCACGAAUGGUAUGGUUAGAUAUAAUCAGUAGAAAUGGAAGGUAUUAUAGUAGGGGCAGAUCCAAUUCCAAUUAUAGACGAUAUCAAAUAACUGAUAGAUGAAGGAACUUUCUCAUUCGAAGAUGUUGAAAAUACUGAAAAAUAUAUUAAAAAUAAUAAACAUAACCCUAUUACAGCCACCUAUUAUCUGUUAAUGAAAAAAACAGAGCGUGAAACUGGUAAAAAUCUAGUUUUUGAAAGAGUAACAAAAGAGAAAAGAAGUUAUAAUAGUACUGGUAACUUAGGAUAACCAUAAAAAAACUAACUCUAGCAAACUGUGUUAUAUUUUAGAGGAAAUAGCUAAUAAAUCCCUAAUCUUAAUAAAGCAUAAAUGAUGAAUCAAACUACAAUGGAAGGGUUUAAAAAUAAUAAUUAAUCAAAAAGUGAGUCUAAAACAAGAAGUAAUCGAGACAAUAGCUUUAAUAUUGGAACGAGUGAAUUUUUCAAUAAUCUUAAUCCGGUUACAAAGCAAUAUCUAAAGCAAAUCGAGAAAACUUACGUUAAUAGAAAUGACUCAAUAAGCACACAAAAUGAAGAUGAAAAUCGAAAGGUAGUGAUAGAUAAGUAUAAGUAGUUUAGAGAUACUGUGGAUGUAGCUAAAUGGAUACAGAAUGGAUAUAAUAAGGGCUAAUCUGCGAUGAAUGUAACUCAAAACUAUGACUAGUCAUUUAUGGAACAAAGAUUAUAAAGAAAUGCCUAAAGUAAAGAUAGAUAAGGUAAUGAAAACAGACCAACCAGCAACGACAAUAACAAAAAUUACUCAGUAUUUCAGCCAUCUAAUAAUUCUUUUAUGAGAGAUGGACUGCCUAUUGUAUCUCAAGGUGGGGCAGUUAUUAAUGGCUAAAAGUUUAACUUGAGCAAUAUGAACUCUGCUAAAAAUUAAUAAAACAUUGAAAUAAAUCAAAAGAAAAACAAGAAUAAACUUUAGAUUUAGGAGGUAAUAGAUAUAAAUAAUGAUUAUGGGACAGAUGUGGUUAAUUCCUCUGGACCCUUAAGCUCUAAUAUAACUUAAAAGGCUCAUUAAAUAAAGAAAAACCCAGAGUCUAAUUUUAGCAUGUACACUAUAUAUAGACCUAAAGUUACUAAUGGUUUAGCCUAGUAAAAUGCGAUGGUAAAUAAUCAUCAUAGCUUUAUCAAUGACAGAAAUGAUUCAAUCUUAGAAAGAAAAAAUGAUGCAGUCAAUAACACCGUCAUAGAAAAAGGAAGUCAUAACAAAUUAUUGAGUGAACUCUAUAGUACAAGCGGCAAAAAAUUCUAUAAUAGCAAUGUUCCAUAUAACAAACUAGCUACUGCGACAGCUUAAAACUAGAAUCUGCAAGUUUUUAAUAACAACAUAAUUUUACCUUUUCAGGUAAACUCAGGAAUAAAGACAUCAACUACUAAGUAGUAGGCUUAAUAUUCAAAUCAAAUCAUGCAGAAAAAUAAUAAUGAUUCUGUGUAUAAUAGUACUGCUGACACUUCAGUAGGAGGUGGAGGAGUAGGGUUAAACAUCUCUAAUCAAUAAAUAUCUACCAUCAAUGGGAUCAAGCAAAUAAAUCAAAAUUUAUUGUUCAACUAAAAAGGAGAUUUCAGGGUAAAGUUAGCAAAUAAUAACGGAAUAGCAAUUAAUAAAAAAUAACAUUUGAACAAUAGAAAAAUUUUGAUACUAUGA